Molecule: messenger RNA, 2365 nt
Organism: Dipodomys ordii (Ord's kangaroo rat)
Lineage: Eukaryota; Metazoa; Chordata; Mammalia; Rodentia; Heteromyidae
Gene: Tchp
Product: trichoplein, keratin filament binding
Exons: 13
Coding region: 121-1623 (500 amino acids)
Biological process (GO): apoptotic process
Cellular component (GO): keratin filament
Source: RefSeq, a predicted model, not a curated record
GGCCCGCCGCGGGUGUAGGCGCGGGCUGGGAGACUUUUGAGCGGGACGGGCGGAGUCCGGUCGCGGGCAUGCGGCAGUCCGAGCUCGGCGACUCUUGGGAGACUCCAGGCGCAGAGAAACAUGGCACUGCCCACGCUGCCUUCUUACUGGUGCAGUCGGAGGCUCCUGAAUCAGCAGGUCGUGCGCCAGCGCCAGCGAGAGCAGGAGGCCCAGCUUCGGCAGCAGUGGGAACAGAACAAUCGUUAUUUCAAGAUGUCUGACGUCUGCAGCUCCAAACAGGCAGAAUGGAGUUCCAAGACCUCCUACCAGCGGAGCAUGCACGCCUACCAGCGGGAAAAGAUGAAGGAGGAGAAGAGGAAGAGUCUGGAGGCCCGACGUGACAAACUCAGGCAGCUUAUCCUGGAGGAGCAGGACCUGCUGGCCAGGGAGCUGGAGGAGCUGAGGCUGAGCAUGAGCUUGCGGGAAAGAAGAAUCCGGGAGCAGCACAGGAAUCUAAAAUCAGCUCGAGAGGAGCAAAGGAAACUGAUUGCAGAGCAACUUCUGUAUGAACACUGGAAAAAGAACAACUCAAAACUAAGAGAGAUUGAGUCGGACCUUCACAAGAAGCAUGUGAUAAGCUCUUGGGAAACACAGAAAGAAGAGAAGAAACAGCAAGAAGCUGCAGAAGAGGAGGAAAACAAGCGGCAUGAAAAUGAAUAUGAAACAGCCCGAAGGGAAGCGCUGGAGCGGAUGAAAGCGGAGGAGGAGAGGCGGCGGCGGGAGGAUAAGCUGCAGGCCGAGGUGCUGCGCCAGCAGAUGGACGAGCUGAAGCUGAAGGAGAUGGAAGCCAGCAAACUGAAGAAGGAGCAAGAGAAUCUGUUAAGGCAGCAGUGUGAGCUGGAGAGGCUGGAGGAGGAGAGAAGGCAGACGGCGUCCUUCCUGCGCAAGGCAGAGCUGGGGCGCUUUUUGAAACAUCAGUAUAAUGCACAACUUAACAGACGUGCCCAGCAGAUCCAAGAGGAACUGGAGGCAGACAGGCGGAUCCUGCAGGCACUACUGGAGAAGGAAGACGAGGCCCAGCGCGCGCAACUGGCCAAGCGGGAGCAGGCCCUGGCUGAUGCGGCUUGGAUGAAGCAGGUCAUCGAGAAGCAGCUGCAGCUGGAGAGGGCAAGGGAGGAAGAGCUGCAGGUGCUGUUGAGGGAGGAAGCCAAGGAGAUGUGGGAGAAGAGAGAGGCAGAGUGGGCUCGAGAGCGGAUGGCGAGGGACAGACUGAUGAGCGAGGUUCUAACAGGAAGGCAACAACAAAUACGAGAGAAAAUUGAACAGAACCGGCGUGCACAGGAGGAGUCCCUAAAACACAGGGAACAGCUCAUUCAGAGUCUAGAGGAGGCAAGGGAGUCGGCUCGGCGUGCGAAGGAGGAGAGUGAGGAACUAAAGUUGGCCAGGAAGCAGGAGCUGGAAGCCCAGGUUGCAGAGCGCCAGCUGCAGGCCUGGGAAGCAGAGCAGCAGGCCAAGGAGGAAGAGGAGGCGGCCAGGCAGGCAGAGCAGCUCUCCGAUGCCUGGCUGCAGCAGGAGAUGAAGACCAUGACCCAGCAAGGCUACCGGCCCAAGCCUUAUGGACAUCCCAAAGUGGCGUGGAACUGAGCUCAUUGGUGCUAUCAGCACAGGGAAGGGCACCGAGUCUGUCAGUGCGCAGCUGCCAGGCAGCUGUACGGUGCUUGGUUCAGGUUGGGCUUCAGAGCACUGAUGGGUAGUCCAGCCACACUUGCUCAGGUACAUGAGGCCUGGCCAGACAUCGUGGUGCUGGGGGUAUGCCCCACCGAGAUACUUCCUUGCUUUUCUCCUCCAAGACAGGUCUCAACAGGUUCACACAGCGCUGCGGAGUUAAGUCUUAUGUUUAUAAUGUAAGAUCCUAGAAGGAUACUAAGAGCUACCUGCUGUUCUCCAUGACAAGAUAGGUUUCUUCUAACCCGUAACUGUCAACCAUCAAUGAAGACUGAAGACAAAGUUUUCUCUUUUUAAAAUUGCCAUUUACAUUUAAUUAUUGCCUUGAAAACAGAGAUCUUGGUGCAGUUUAUGUUGAGGUUUACUAACUUAGUGGUCCCAAAGGAAGAAAAGUAGUAUGAACUAAUGACCCCUCCCCAACAGUGUGGUGGGCAGUCCCUGGAUGCUUUGUUCAAAGGUGGCGAGAAGCAAGUCUGCCCUUCCUCAGGCAGUGUCUUGCCAGAAUUUCUGUAGAAGGACUGUAGGGUGGGCGGGAGCUCAGUAGUAGAGUGCUUGCCUAGCAGAUGCAAGGCUCAAAACCAUAAGAAAAAAUUUCCAGAGCCUCGUGCUCAAGGGUCCUCACCUGACCAACUAGGCAGGGGCAAGAUACUAGGGAGCUCUA